Messenger RNA from Amborella trichopoda, 2511 nucleotides. RefSeq names its product protein NTM1-like 9. NCBI's taxonomy places the organism in Eukaryota, Viridiplantae, Streptophyta, Magnoliopsida, Amborellales, Amborellaceae. Gene Ontology annotation, molecular function: DNA binding. The record is from RefSeq and is a predicted model, not a curated record. Gene Ontology annotation, biological process: regulation of DNA-templated transcription.
UAGAGGGACACUUUUUUUUUCUCUUCACAAACUUUACUGAAUCCAUCGUUCUAUCCACAAUUCUUCUCUCUCAAGGUGACUGAUACCAAGGACUGAUCUUCCACGAAUUACACUGUGAAAGACUGAUCUUCGACUGACGAAUUCCUUGUGUUACUCUCUCUACUCUUUCUAAGUUUCUCACUUUCUUACGAGCUUUCCUGAAACUUUUAUUCCCUGGAUUCGGCAUCAAAUAAAGUUUGAACUGUGACAGACUGAUUCAUGGAUUCCAUUGAAGUAUCACUUGUAAAAAUGCUGGAUUCCAUUGAAGUAUUUUAUUACUUGUAAAAAUCUGAGCUUUUUGGAUUCCAGAAGUUCCCCUUGGAUAAAAUUGAAGGAUGGCUGUGAUGUCUUUGGAGAGUUUACCCCCUGGCUUCAGGUUUGGACCCACUGAUGAAGAGCUCGUUUCAUACUACCUCAGAAGGAAGAUUAAUGGAGGACGGGGUGUGCAGGUUAUACCAGAAGUUGACAUGUGCAAGUGCGAGCCAUGGGAUUUGCCAGGCAAGUCCAUAAUUAAAAAUCAAGAUCCAGAGUGGUUCUUCUUCUGCCCCCGUGAUAGGAAGUACCCAAAUGGGCGGCGAUCUAAUAGAGCCACUAAAGCUGGUUACUGGAAAGCAACAGGAAACGACCGACCAAUCAAAUCAAAGUCUCAUGGGUCGAGGUCAGAUCUGAUUGGUACAAAGAAAACGCUGGUUUUCCAUGAGGGACGUGCUCCCCAUGGAAAAAAAACUCAUUGGAUAGUGCAUGAGUACCGUGCUAAUGGAAAUGCUUUUCAGGAUUUGAAUGGCUCUCAGGAUGCCUAUGUCUUAUGGCGCCUUUUCAAGAAGGAUGGUUUAAAUGAGAAGAGGGAUGAUCCAAGCUAUGAUGGGGUGGAGCUGAGUGACUUAUCGCCUGACCCUAGCAAGUCUUCUACUGGUGGGGUGGUGAUAGAUGGAGAACAUGGAGACCAAUUAGACCAGACCUCAAAGUUGGAAGUUAAGGAGACAAAUGUGCAAGAAACCUCAUCACCUAAAAUGAGGGAUUCAGACUAUGUAAAUAAAGUUUUGGAAGAUAUGCUGGCUACUGAUGAUUCUCUCCAACCAAUUGAGAGCCAGCAGCACUAUAAGGGUGAUGAAGAGCAGGAAGCCUCAGAAUUAUUUCACGUUCCUAACAAUGAGCCACUUGUUCUUGAAAAUCAUGUGCCUCCCUCAUCUAGCUUUUGUAGUAAUCUUGGCACAUUUGAUGAUGGGGGUUUGGAAGUGAGCACAGCGAACUGGGAUGGGUUAGGUCUUGUUAAUUCGCACGGACCCUCUUCUGUCCCAAGUGCUGAAUCUUUUGAUGAAUUUGAUUAUCUUAUAGAUUUUGAUGAAGAUCAUCUGGGAGAAAGGGAUGGUGGUCAUAAUCCUUCAAUUAACACUAUAGGUCAUGGUCAGUCUGGAAUUGUGAUAAGAGAGCGUCAACCUGGUCCUAGGUACAACCCACCAGUUUUUCCAUUCCAGGGCACUGCAUUGAGGAGGAUUUGCCUACAAAAGCUAAGUAAUGGACGAGCGUUCUAUGAGGCAGAAAAAGAGAAGGAGAGAGAGAAGGACAGAGGCACGUUGGCUGCUGUGCUCUUGGGCUUGGAGGAUAAGACUGAGAUGUCAGUUCAAGUGAAAGAUGCUCCUCCGGUUAUACAGUUGCAAGCCGCAGAAGUUCAGGAAGGUCUGCAACAUGAGAGCUACCCAUGUGUUGCCCAAAUCAAAUUAAUUCAACCUGUGCGUCGUCGAGCCAAGAAAGUUCUUCGUAGAAGCCCAACGAGGGCCAUGGGUGCUGAUCCUUUGGAGGAGAGAAAAGUGGGCGCUGAUCCUUUGGAGGAGAGAAAAGUAGUUGAGAGAUAUAUGCCGCCCACGUGUAGAAUAAUACUUUUACCUGAUUCUGACUUAGAAAGCAGCAACAAGAAAGGCAUGGUGGAGAUGGUACCAGUCGCCCUGAAUGUCAAUGUAGAAGAAAUCGACACCAACUCAAGUAGAGGCAUCACUGAACCCAAUCCAUUGCGAAUACCAAAAUCCUUGAAGAUAGUUUGUGCUUCGGCUCUUGCUAUCUUUGCAAUACUGCUUGUUACGGUUCUUAGCUUUGUCAAGGUUUUCUUCACCUAUUCAAAAUCAUCGAUCUCUGUUGUUUUAUGACAUGAUAGCUAUAUGCUUCACUGUGUUGGGCAUUGUGCAGUUAACAAACUUAAAAAUAUCAUUUUAGAUUUUGUAAAUUUUUCUGUACCUUGCCUAGUUUAGUUAGGAGUCCUUCAAGCCUUGAAUGCAUGCCCUCCAAGAAGCCGAACCCAUGUGCAGUUUUGUUUACAUGAUGUUUGUAGCGCAAUGCUUUUUCAACCAUGUUGUGGCCAAUGUUAUGUAAUUAGUGGCGAUUAAUUGUCAUGCAUUACUCUGUUGUUUGGAGGUCAUGUGUGCUUCGAGUGGAAUGAAACCUACUUUUUUUAGACAAUAAAUGAAACAAAAUUUGGGA